AUGGAAAUCAUCGAUCCUCGUUUCUCAUAUCAAGAUUUUCUAGAACUCGCCUACGCACGACGAAAAGACAGGGGAGAAGAAGAAGCCCCCUUCAUCGACAUUCUCAAAGACGUCUUCGAGGACACCACACAACCCGACGAGGCAGCAAAUCAACUUUCCUCUUUUGUGUUUUCACACGAUGAUUUUCUGUCUAUAUACUCUGAGGUUUUGUCGACGAUUGUGGAUGCAGCACACCAACUCUCUGAAGAAGACGAUCUCCACAAACUCGCCAAUCUUGUGCUAGAACUCUCGCGGUUGGAAUAUGUGCGAAACAACAGUGCAGACACGCUUCAUCUAUCCUUCAAGGGCAAAGACUACGCGAUAGCACCGGGUCAAGUCAUCGAAGUCGACCAUGGCAAAAUCUGGUCUGACUUACCUCACUUCACGACUUGUUUCGGUCAAGAUAUGCAAGGUACACUGUGCUCUGAUCUCCACACUCAUCUCCAUUGA
Aureobasidium musti is the source of this 489-nucleotide messenger RNA. The record is from the annotation of a GenBank genome assembly. NCBI's taxonomy places the organism in Eukaryota, Fungi, Ascomycota, Dothideomycetes, Dothideales, Saccotheciaceae.